AUGUUGAGGAGUUUCUUGCCAACUCUUAUCGCCCUAUUGGGAUUAUUCCAUACGGUUCAAGGCGAAAUUCGUCCGUUCAAUUUAUUAUUGUCCCCAGCGUCCGACUAUAUUCACUACGUGGAAGGAUUUCUAAUCUCUCCAGGAUACAUUGAUCUAGGGCUUUUGAGAUUCUGGGCCAGCGAACUUGAUUUGGACGAUGCGAGGUUGCCAGAGCACGAUGGAGAGGAACAGGAAAAGAAGCAAAAGGACGAGAAUCAGGACCAAGAUGGAGGGGGACGUCAACUGCGCCAAUUAAAUUCUACGUUCGAGUCAGUGAUGGAGGGGUCAAUCAUUGAUAUUGCUGUCUUUCUAUUGCCCUCCUCCUGUGCAGGCACCAAGAAGGGAUGCGAUUGGACAAAACUAGGAAUCGGAAGACGCUCAGAGGCAGGAGUCCUAAGAUAUUGCUGCAGCGCUGAUGCCGUCACCCUCGGUUUGUGUCAACAAAUACAACUUGGUCAUUUGAUCAUUGACAACGAUAACUUUGUGGGCAAUCAUCGUCAAGUUACCAUCCCAGCCACUGGGGAAUAUGACGCUCAUUUGAGUUAUGGCCGUUUCGAAGAAAAAUCUGGAAGCGGGAAGUAUGUUGUGGCGUUUGCAAAUUGCAAUGAUGGCGGAAGACAGGUCGUUGUGGAAGGAAAGACUGUCUGGAAGUCUCGCCAUGGAUACCUUCCAGGAGACUUAUUCGGACUCAUGUACUUUAACGUAUUCUUGUUCGCAAUUUACUUUGUCGUUCUCAUGUGGUAUGGUAUUACCAUGAAAAUGUACGAAGAUGCCAAUAUUCCAAUCCAGAACUGGGUCUUUGCGACUAUUUCAAUGGGAUGUCUGGAGCUCUUCUUCAAGGCAGGCGAUUUGUUUGUCUGGAACGAGGAUGGAUCUCGAUUUUGGAUUGCCUUUUACGUUGGUGUAAUUGUGGGUGUUUUGAAACGUGGUAUUUCGAGGUGCUUGAUUGUAAUGGUUGCGUUGGGAUGGGGAGUUAUCCGUGACGACUUGGGUCCAGUGUUGAAUCGCAUUCAAUUCUUGGGAGGCGUCUACGUCGCUGCUUCCCUUGUUGCCGAUAUCUUCACUGUGGUGGCCUACACGGAAGUCCAAAAACUAAAUCAAGAGGAAGAAGUGGAAAUCUUUGACGUUGUCACCGUUCUAAGGCUUGCAAUUUUCCUUGUUGAUAUUGUAUUCUACCUUUGGAUCAUGGAUUCACUCAGCGCAAGCAUGGAAUACUUGGAGGGUAUGGGGCAAACCAGAAAGCUGGAACGGUAUCUGCGCCUGCGCUGCCUGCUUCUUUUUUCCAUUCUAUUUGCGGUCAUUACGUCUGUAUUUGGAGUGGUGAACGACUACGAUCAAGGUAUUGUCGACAAUGCACAGAAUUGGGUCGUCGGUGCCGCUGGAGAGAUGAAUUACCUCUUUGUGCUGAUGACUGUAGCCAUCUUAUGGAGACCAUCGCCCAAUGCCAAGGAGUAUGCUUACGUCAUGGAACUGACGGGAGGCGACGACAGUGAUGAGGAGGGCGUCAUAGAAAUGAAGGGUGCUGUCGUUCCAUCGGCUGCCGAUGAUGAUGACGAUGAUGACGACAAUGAAGAGCAUGGAAUUUCCUUUGAGGAUGAACCCGAGGAUGGCAACGAAGAAGGUCUUAGAUUUGAAUAA
Molecule: messenger RNA, 1677 nt
Organism: Cylindrotheca closterium
Lineage: Eukaryota; Bacillariophyta; Bacillariophyceae; Bacillariales; Bacillariaceae
Source: the annotation of a GenBank genome assembly